Molecule: messenger RNA, 1830 nt
Organism: Aedes aegypti (yellow fever mosquito)
Lineage: Eukaryota; Metazoa; Arthropoda; Insecta; Diptera; Culicidae
Exons: 3
Coding region: 1-1830 (609 amino acids)
Source: RefSeq, a predicted model, not a curated record
AUGCAGCAUAUCGGAAUCCCCAGGAUUCCGAGUGGAAUCCCCAGGAUUCCGAGUGGAAUCCCCAGGAUUCCGAGUGGAAUCCGCAGGAUUCCGAGUGGAAUCCCCAGGAAUCCCCGGGAUCCCGAGUGGAAUCCCCGGGAUCCCGAGUGGAAUCCCCGGGAUCCCGAGUGGAAUCCCCAGGAUUCCGAGUGGAAUCCCCAGGAUUCCGAGUGGAAUCCCCAGGAUUCCGAGUGGAAUCCCCAGGAUUCCGAGUGGAAUCCCCAGGAUUCCGAGUGGAAUCCCCAGGAUUCCGAGUGGAAUCCCCAGGAUUCCGAGUGGAAUCCCCAGGAUUCCGAGUGGAAUCCCCAGGAUUCCGAGUGGAAUCCCCAGGAUUCCGAGUGGAAUCCCCAGGAUUCCGAGUGGAAUCCCCAGGAUUCCGAGUGGAAUCCCCAGGAUUCCGAGUGGAAUCCCCAGGAUUCCGAGUGGAAUCCCCAGGAUUCCGAGUGGAAUCCCCAGGAUUCCGAGUGGAAUCCCCAGGAUUCCGAGUGGAAUCCCCAGGAUUCCGAGUGGAAUCCCCAGGAUUCCGAGUGGAAUCCCCAGGAUUCCGAGUGGAAUCCCCAGGAUUCCGAGUGGAAUCCCCAGGAUUCCGAGUGGAAUCCCAGGAUUCCGAGUGGAAUCCCAGGAUUCCGAGUGGAAUCCCCAGGAUUCCGAGUGGAAUCCCCAGGAUUCCGAGUGGAAUCCCCAGGAUUCCGAGUGGAAUCCGCAGGAUUCCGAGUGGAAUCCGCAGGAUUCCGAGUGGAAUCCGCAGGAUUCCGAGUGGAAUCUGCAGGAUUCCGAGUGGAAUCCGCAGGAUUCCGAGUGGAAUCCGCAGGAUUCCGAGUGGAAUCCGCAGGAUUCCGAGUGGAAUCCGCAGGAUUCCGAGUGGAAUCCGCAGGAUUCCGAGUGGAAUCCGCAGGAUUCCGAGUGGAAUCCGCAGGAUUCCGAGUGGAAUCCGCAGGAUUCCGAGUGGAAUCCGCAGGAUUCCGAGUGGAAUCCGCAGGAUUCCGAGUGGAAUCCGCAGGAUUCCGAGAUUCCGAGUGGAAUCCGCAGGAUUCCGACUGGAAUCCGCAGGAUUCCGGACUGGAAUCCCAGGAUUCCGAGUGGAAUCCCCAGGAUUCCGAGUGGAAUCCCCAGGAUUCCGAGUGGAAUCCCCAGGAUUCCGAGUGGAAUCCCCAGGAUUCCGAGUGGAAUCCCCAGGAUUCCGAGUGGAAUCCCCAGGAUUCCGAGUGGAAUCCCCAGGAUUCCGAGUGGAAUCCCCAGGAUUCCGAGUGGAAUCCCCAGGAUUCCGAGUGGAAUCCCCAGGAUUCCGAGUGGAAUCCCCAGGAUUCCGAGUGGAAUCCCCCAGGAUUCCGAGUGGAAUCCCCAGGAUUCCGAGUGGAAUCCCCAGGAUUCCGAGUGGAAUCCCCAGGAUUCCGAGUGGAAUCCCCAGGAUCCGAGUGGAAUCCCAGGAUUCCGAGUGGAAUCCCCAGGAUUCCGAGUGGAAUCCCCAGGAUUCCGAGUGGAAUCCCCAGGAUUCCGAGUGGAAUCCCCAGGAUUUCCGAGUGGAAUCCCCAGGAUUCCGAGUGGAAUCCCCAGGAUUCCGAGUGGAAUCCCCAGGAUUCCGAGUGGAAUCCCCAGGAUUCCGGGAUCCCAGAUUCGGAGUGGAAUUCCCCAGGAUUCCGAGUGGAAUCCCCAGGAUUCCGAGUGGAAUCCAGGUCCGGUGAAUCCCAGGAUUCCGGUGGAAUCCCCAGAUUCCGGGUGGAAUCCCCAGGAUUCCAAGUGGAAUCCCAAGGAUUCCGGGUGGAAACCCAAGGAUUCCGGGUGGAAUCCUAA